This is a messenger RNA of Mustela erminea (ermine), 2938 nucleotides long. RefSeq names its product agouti signaling protein (gene ASIP). Gene Ontology annotation, molecular function: neuropeptide hormone activity; melanocortin receptor binding. The transcript is spliced from 6 exons. Lineage: Eukaryota; Metazoa; Chordata; Mammalia; Carnivora; Mustelidae. Gene Ontology annotation, biological process: hormone-mediated signaling pathway; positive regulation of melanin biosynthetic process; melanosome organization. The record is from RefSeq and is a predicted model, not a curated record. Gene Ontology annotation, cellular component: extracellular region. The coding region runs from base 431 to 979 and encodes 182 amino acids.
AGCCGACCUAGAGCGCUCGGUCUGGCGCGAGUUACCAGGCGACGGCGCGGCGCGGCGGCCGGCAAGCUGGGAUUUGUAGUUCGCCUAAAAGAGGCGGGCACUUACCGGACGGGCGCCCAGCGGUUCGUGCGCUUGUGCGACGUCUAAGGAAGUCUAAGGACUGAAGGUUGGCUUUUGCAAUUGACGGCUGUUACCUCAGUCUCCGCGUUUUUCUGCAGGGCUUGUGGAGUGAAUUCGGGGCCAUUUCUCCUGAGUUAGCGUGGUGGGUGGGACGCCCAGUAAUAAGAACCCGAUACAGAAGCCAAGUCAUGGAGUCCACAAAAAAUAGUAAGAAAUCCAGAAAUAGACUAUUGAAAUCUUCACUUUGGGCCAUUCCUGAUGCUUAGCACCACUCCAGAUCUCCCACAACUCAAUAGUAAGGCCUCCAGGGAUGAAUAUCCUCCACCUACUCCUGGCCACCCUGCUGGUCUCCAUGUGCUUCCUCACUCCCUCCAGCCACCUGGCACCUGAAGAAAAGCCCAGGGAUGACAGGAGCCUAAGGGACAAUUCCUCCGUGAAAAUCUUGGAUUUCCCUUCUGUCUCUAUUGUAGUUCGUGACCUCCAGAAACAUCUGGCUUUGCUCCUUCUGUCUCUCUUUGAAGCACUGAACAAGAAAUCCAAAAGGAUCAGUAGAAAAGACGCGGAAAAGAAGAAAUCUUCCAAGUUCUUCCUUUGCACUAGACGCAUUUCAAGUCCUCAGAAGCUUCAUAUGGCUAAUGGCUACUCAUUUCCUGUGUUCGAUGCGUGGAAUGCAGGCAGCGAGAGAAACUCUUCCAUGAAGACCGUGGCCCGGCCCCGGCCCCCGCCACCCACCCCCUGCGUGGCUACUCGAGCGAGCUGCAAGUCCCCGGCGCCCGCCUGCUGCGACCCCUGCGCCUCCUGCCAGUGCCGCUUCUUCCGCAGCGCCUGCUCCUGCCGCGUGCUCCGCCCCGUCUGCUGAGCGCGCCCAGCCGCCUCCAGGUCACCGGUGACUUCCAACAGCGGUGCCUUCCUAGGACCCGGCGCGCGUAUAGUUACUUAGGUUGGGGCGGAGCUUCCCGGAGGCGGGGCUUCAAGAAGACCUGGCUUGGGCCCGGCUAAACCCCAAUUAUAUGUAGGCUGCUCCAGAGUGUGUGGCUGUUUCCUUAAAGGACCCCAAAGAUCCCUUUCCCUUACUCCCGGCUCCUUCACAGCGGAAGACCCGUGGACUGCGCAUGCUCUUUCCCGGGCAUGGGAAACCCGAUUUCCCGCGCCCUAGCGCUGCCGCCUCCUUAACCGCUUCUCUGCUGGAAUCAGACGUCAUCCCGACCUUUAAACCUGAGAACACGCCAAGUUGCCGGUCAGGAGUUCGCUAUGAAUACUCACACAUGGGCUGUGUCCUUCCACAAGGUCAGCUUUUUCAGUCCUAGAGCACGAUGAACAAUUAUAAAGCAGGUUCAAUACUCUAAACGCGGUAACAUUUCACCACGUGUUUAACUUGUCUUCUUAAGGGUGGCACAAAGCAAAGUACAAGUCACAUAACAAACAAUACAGAACGGAGGACAGGACGUUAACAAACCGAAGGUGAAUAUCUGUGAGCGAGCAGUUGAGAUAAGGCCUCACUCGGGUCUGGGUCAGCUCUUGGCGCUUGCUGUUUAUUAUGUUCAAGCAUAACAUAAUAAAAUAAGAAGGAGCUCUGUUCUUUUCAGACAUCAACCAGGCAGCCUUCAGCAGCAGCUGGCUUUGAAGUGAUCAGACAGAGCGAGGUCAGUGUCUGAGGAGUCUUCACAAUUUGCUGCAAAUAUCCUCUUUUUAAAAGGGAUUUAAUCAGUCUUGAGCCUUUACAGACCUCCUCUGUUUCCGUUGGUUAUCACUUCGGAGUGUGUCAAAAGCUGGUGCUGGUCUCAGUGAUACCUGGUCUUGGCUGCAAUGCCCUUAGCUGCUUGCAUCACUGCUUGACACAGGCCCCUGCUUGACUCCAUCUUGCUCUCUACAUUCUACCGCGCGAUUCCUCAUGACAAAUCUGUAGGGGUCAUACAGGAAUCAAAUAUGUCUUAAGCUAGGUCAGCAGUACUAGUUUGCUAACUGUGGAAGAAGGUUAAUCCAAAUCAUUCAAUUGUAUUUUCACUGAGAAUCAAAUAAAAUCAAAUAAAUCUCAAAUCAUAUGAAAUGUCAAUUGAGAUAAAUCAAAGACCACAUCGAAUCCAAACAAGUUAGAUACAUUAAACUGAAUCAAAUAAAGUAAAAUUAAGUAAGGAUUAAAUUUUAAAACUCCAACUCAAAGUCACAUCUAGUCAGAAUUAAGUCAAAAAGAAGAAAAACUAAAUCUAAACUUUAUUAAGGUAAGUUAACAGAUCAACAAAGCAGUCAAAUAAAUGAAAUAAGAAUCACAUUGCCAACUCUAGGCAGAUCAAUACAAAAAUAUGUAUAGAAUCUUCAACAUAGGGUCUUGGCACAUCUGAAAAAGAAUGGUGAGGGUAUGGUUAAUCAGUCUUUUUGUAAUGUUUCCUACUUAAGCUUGAGGCUGCAUAACAUUUUAAUAGCAUCUUUAAUAAGAUAUGUAACAAAAAUAAUAGCUAAAAGCGAUAGAAGGAUCUCCCUAAUGGAUUCCAAGACACGUGUAGAGAGAGAAUUCCUUUAUGUAUUUGAUUUUGUUUAUUUAUUUACUUUCCUUUAUGUAUUUUAAAAGGUUAUCGUCAGACCAUGAGCCAGAACAAACCAUGUGUUUAAAGGAUUUUUGUUAACAACUCUAGAGAGGAAUAUUUAUUAUAUAAGUUUUGUAUAUUUUUGUUCAGUGCAGCGAAGUUAGUGUUAAUGACUCCUGAGGCUGCUUUGAGAGGCCUGUGUAGCGUGCUCAAAGAGUUGGCUUCUUGGUCAAGGUUUUAUGGGCUGCUUUGAGCCCUUCUAAGUCUUCAUCAAAGGGUUUAUCAAUUUUGUUAAU